AUGGCGAAUUGGGAAGAACUCCCUCAAGUGAUCCGAGGACUCAUCGUUCGUCGACUAGCCACGGAAGACUUUUUAGCUGUACGACGGGUGUGCACCUCAUGGCGGACCGCUGCCGCCAAAGAGACGUUCAAUGCAAAAUCUAGAGCCCCGUGGCUCAUGAUUUAUACGUACAGCCGAAUAGCCAAGUUCUGCAGCCCCUCUACAGGGAGUACUUACCCAGUGCAGUUGCCACGAUACCAUGGCCAGACCAUGUCUACACCAGGAUGGAUACUAGUGUCUAGGGGGCCCAGCGAGUACCGUAUCGUCAAUCCGCUUUCAUGCAUCAGCAUCGAACUCCCCGCCUUGGAGAAGCUUCACGGCGACAUACAUCACAUCCACAAGAUCGCAUUGUCCUCAAGCCCUUCUUUGUCCAGGAGCUACGCAGUCAUGAUUUCUUAUGGCAGAUCACAAGGGUUUGCCUUUCUCAGAUCAGGAGACGAUGCGUGGACAGCAGUGAAUGAUGCGACGCAUCUGCCUUGGUCCAACGUCAUUCGACUGGUUUAUUACGAUGGGCUAUUUGUGGCCUUGGAUGAGCAGAGUCGAAUAAUGACUCUAAACGAGAGAAAGAGUCGCAUGGAAUCGCGACUAGUUCUAGGGCUGGAUUGUUAUGCUGACGGCGAUCCGUAUCUCGUUGAAUGUUCGGGCUCAUUGCUAGUGGCUUGGAAGAUAUGGGGCGAAAAGUAUGGUGGAUACGUGAAAGAGAUUCGAGCUUUCAAAGUUGAUUUGGAGAAGGGAACUGAGGAAGAGAUCAAGAGUUUGGGGAACGCGUCUAUCUUCUUGAAUGGCAACGCUUCGUUCUCGGUGGAGUUCAACGCCGAGUCUUGCCUUCCCGGGAUCAAGCCAAACAGCGUCUAUUACCCGGAUUACGAAGAUGAUCAGAUGAAGAGUUACGGCAUGGAGGAUGGAAAAUUCGAGACAUACAUCGAUGAAACUAGCAGUUGUCUCUUUGAUGCAACUAGCAAUUGUCUCUAUUAUGAUGCAACUAACAGGCGUCGCAUCUAUGAAGCCAAAUGGUUCCAACCUGAUUUUUGA
This is a messenger RNA of Syzygium oleosum, 1071 nucleotides long. RefSeq names its product F-box/kelch-repeat protein At1g57790-like. Gene Ontology annotation, molecular function: protein binding. Bases 1 to 1071 code for a protein of 356 amino acids. The transcript has a single exon. The record is from RefSeq and is a predicted model, not a curated record. Lineage: Eukaryota; Viridiplantae; Streptophyta; Magnoliopsida; Myrtales; Myrtaceae.